Messenger RNA from Gregarina niphandrodes, 1703 nucleotides. RefSeq names its product dihydropteroate synthase. NCBI's taxonomy places the organism in Eukaryota, Apicomplexa, Conoidasida, Eugregarinorida, Gregarinidae. The transcript has a single exon. The annotation marks the transcript as partial. The record is from RefSeq and is a predicted model, not a curated record. Gene Ontology annotation, molecular function: 2-amino-4-hydroxy-6-hydroxymethyldihydropteridine diphosphokinase activity; dihydropteroate synthase activity. Gene Ontology annotation, biological process: tetrahydrofolate biosynthetic process. Gene Ontology annotation, cellular component: mitochondrial envelope.
AUGGGAGAGGUUUAUAUAGCUUUCGGCAGCAACCUGCGCGAGGAGCACCGUCUGGAGGAUUUGGAGUCGGGCGUCAGAUUGGUUGGUAAGUUAGAGGAGUUGUCGUACGCUGCGUCGAGUCACCUGUAUGAAACACGUGCAGCAUACGGGAGUCAUGGAGACUACCUGAAUGCGGUGGUGCGAUAUUCCGUGGACCGGUCGGUGUGUACAGAGAUUGGUUUGAGUACGUUGUUGCGGUCGCUGCAGAGCAUUGAGCGGCAGGUGGGACGGACGACAGCGCAGGGGCGUAACCGGGACCGCGUGCUGGACGUGGAUCUUGUGAGCGUGGUGGUGUCUCGCUCAGCCUCCUCCGUGGCCCUAGACCGCUUAGCCUCGGUUGCGGCUGGCGGGAAGAUGGCGACGACCCGGCGGUUUUGCCUGCAUUCCAAUGGCGUGCCUGUGCAUCUGGACCUGCCGCAGCUCCAGCUCCCGCACCCCCGCGCACACGAACGCCGCUUCGUCCUCCAGCCGCUACGGGACCUGACGGCUCAACGCAUUAUACGCACGCCCGACGGUCUCUGGGCCUCACCUUCCGAACUUCUACUAGCCAUGGCCGACCGAGAUCUGUCGGAUGCACGCUACAGCCCCAUCAAGCGUCUCUGGGCCACCACCAAGUUCGCCUACGCGCCGCAAUCACCGUGCACUAUGGGCAUUCUCAACAUCACCCCGGACUCCUUCUCGGAAGCCGAUCCACUCGUCGCCUCCGACACACCAGCCUCCCAACCACGCGUCGACCUGGUCAAGACCGAGGCGAGACUCCGUCGUCUGCACGCACAACAUUUCGACGUCAUCGACGUCGGCUUCGAAAGCACACGACCCAACCAACCCCUUAUCUCUUCCGAAACUGAACUGCUACGACUCGAAGCCGCCGCCCGCCUACUGUUCCACACCGCCACUGAACUGCAGAAGCCACUCUCCAUCGACACUCGAAGGCCCGCUGUGUUCAAACGCGCUCUGGAACUCGCCCAAUUAUGCGCCGCCGCCGCCGCCGCCGGAGAUAGCGCCCAAAGUGAAAACAGCGCCCGGAGAGAAUACAGCGCCGAAGACACUACGACAGAUACCGUGAAGAUUACCGAGGACACCCGCGCGUCCCGACACUUUUGCGGCACCUGGAACAACGUCACCGGAACCCAGAUUUCCGACGAAGACAUCAAGUGGUGCGUUGCCCAACACGUAACGUAUAUUUGCGCUCAUUGGGAAGCAUUCGAUGGCGUAACAAACGCGCGAGGAGAGCUCUGCGAUUGCCCUUGGUCUACUGCAAUGAAUGAGUCUACUGAAAUGAACGAGCCUGAGAAUGAUAAUACUCCGCAACCAUUGGCGGUCUCUGUCAUGUCUCCUCAUGGUACCCCUGUCACCGUGACGCCCCCCAGUGCGAUUUUGGCUGACGAGCUCGCAGGCCGGACUACCGCGUCGCCAACCUCGGUCAAAGGACGUUGUAGCAUACCCACUCCGUGCAAACACGUCACGGACCAAAUUGAACGCAUUAGAGAGACUUUGAACCAGUUCGUCUCCAGGUGGUUCAGACAAGGCGGCUUACGGUGGCGCUUAGUCAUUGACCCAGGCCUCGGAUUCGGCAUAGACAAGCGCGUCAGCCAAGCUCUCCUGCAUACUAGUCAAGACCUGUUCAGCGACCAUAUCCUGUUAUUAGGCUUCAGCAAAAAAAG